Molecule: messenger RNA, 543 nt
Organism: Parastagonospora nodorum SN15
Lineage: Eukaryota; Fungi; Ascomycota; Dothideomycetes; Pleosporales; Phaeosphaeriaceae
Exons: 4
Coding region: 1-543 (180 amino acids)
Source: RefSeq, a predicted model, not a curated record
AUGGCGCGCAGAGUCGAGGGCGCGCUGCAGACGGGCUACGCAGGCUACGCUGUGUGCGGCAAUCUUCUAGAAGGCUUCGAAGCGGGCUUCGGGCGGGCAGAGUUGUGGGGGCUUGGGACCAGCAGUGCCAGUGGAUGCGCGCUCGAGGUGCAACCUCUGCCCCAAGACGACACCAGCGCCCAGCACCAGCUUAGCCCGAACCUCACAGCGACUGCACCCGCGCACCGCAAACCCCAUCGCGACUCUCAAGCCCUGAUGCUGCUCCGACUGCAGCCAAUUCUGCGACCCCCUGUGCCUGUAUCUGCCCUCUCGCCGUCUCUGGCACCAGCAACCACACGCCCGCUGCAGUCGUCUGGUCUCGUCUCAGACACCUGCCGCGCGCCCAGCAUUCCGACUACAAUCGAUUGCGCCGCUAUUGCUGUUGCUGCUGUUGCUGCUGUUGCUGCUGUUGCUGCUGUUGCUGCUGUUGCUGCUGUUGUUGCUGCUGCUUCUACUCUGCGCUGCCCCCAUCCCGCUGCACACGAGACGCAGCCACCCGUCUAG